This is a messenger RNA of Symbiodinium sp. CCMP2456, 2466 nucleotides long. The record is from the annotation of a GenBank genome assembly. Lineage: Eukaryota; Dinophyceae; Suessiales; Symbiodiniaceae.
AUGUCCGAAGUUCAGAGUGCCGAAUCGUUGUUUUCUGGCUGGCGGCAAGCCUGCUUGAUCGUGGCCUCCUUCCUCGUGCAGGUGGUUGUCAUGGGACUGUUCUACUCCUAUGGCACGAUCUUUGCUGCACUGAAGGCAGACACGGGCGAUGCAGCCAGCACCCUUGCACUUGUGGGGUCGAUUCGGGACUUCGCGUUCCAAUUAAGCACUGCGCCAGCUGGAUUCCUGGUCCAUCGUGUCGGCUUCGUGCGGAUGGCUGCCAUUGGGACAGGUUUACUUCUGUUUGGCAUGCUUGCAGACAGCUACGCCCCAUCCAGCAAUUUCCUGUUCAUGAACUGUGGAUUGGUCGGCGGGGCCAUGGCCAUGAUCUUCACCGCAUCUGUGUCCGUCCUUUAUGGUCCAGGCCACAUCAGUCCGAGCUUUCUGCCUGUGGCUGUGGGUCUGGCUUCGUCCGGUGGAGGCCUAGGAACUGUCGUGGUUAGCCUGAGCCUCAACCUACUGCUGGACAGCUUCAGCUGGAGGGGUGCGCUUCGGAUUUGCUGCGGGGCUUUUGGCCUGCUGCUGUUUGUUUCCCUGGUGGCUCUGUGGUUCAGUCUUCGCCACCACAAGCAGACCAAAGAAUCCACCACCAACUGCCGAGAGUUGAAAAGCCACGGCGAUGUCCGAGAGUUCUUACAGCCUUUCAGAGACUUGCAAUUCUUGCUGCUCAACGCCGCUUUGUUACUUUAUGGCAUUGGCUUCAUGGUGCCCUACACGCACCUCGUGUACUAUGCUGAAACAGAGAGGGGCCUGGAAAUCUCAGGAGAGCUAACUUCACUUCUUGGUUUUUCAGGUGCAGCUGCUCGUCUUUGCUUCGGCCUUUUCUCUACAUGCGUGAAGCCUUCGAGGCUUUUGCUAGUCGUGCUGCUCGCGCAGGGAACAUCCUUAAUCUGUCUGCCCUUCUGCGACGAUGCCGCAGAACUGAGGGCCUUCUCUGCCAUUUAUGGCUUCUCGUCCGGAGGCCGUGUUGUUCUGUUGUCGCUGGUAGUGAACGAGCUUUUCGACUCACAGAGAGUAGCACACCUCUAUGGACUUGCUGGCAUUCCGAUUGCAGUCGGCACGCUUCUUGGGCCCACCUUCGUUGGCAAGGUGUAUGACCUCAGUGGCCACUAUGACGGCGCCUUCUUCGCGGCAGGUCGUUUCAACGCUUGGGUGGGGGCGGGGGGGGAGUACAGCCCUGCAGCAGAUGCUAUAGCGGCCGUGGAUGGAUUCACAGACACCAUCUCGGGGCAGCGGACGAUCGAGCUUUCGGAAGCUGCGCAGAUCUACCAGGCAGACCGCAUGCGCUUUCCAGUGCAAGAGUUCGCCCAGGCUCUUUUUGCCGUCGUCUACUUGUGUGCGAGAAGCGCCUGGACGUUUUCAGGUUGCAAGCCCUUUGCCGGCAUCAUGCCCGAAAUUCAGAAUGCAGGAUCGGUGCUUUCUGGCUUGCAGCAAGCCUGCUUGGUCGUGGCCUCCUUCCUCGUGCAGGUGGUGGUCGUGGGGCUCUUCUACUCCUACGGCACACUUUUCGCUGCACUGAAGGCAGACACAGGCGAUGCAGCCAGCACCCUGGCGCUUGUGGGUUCGAUUCGGGAUUUCGUCUUCGGCGCAGGGGCUGCGCCAGCAGGAUUCCUGGUCCCGCGUGUCGGCUUUGUGCGGAUGCCUGCAAUUGGGUCAGCCUUGCUUGUGCUCAGCAUGCUAGCAGACAGCUACGCCCCCUCCAGCUACUUCCUCUUCAUAACCUGUAGUUUUGUCGGUGGGGUGGCCAUGGCCAUGAUCUUCACCCCAGCCGUGACGGUCCUCUAUGGUCCGGGCCAUAUCACUCGAAGCUUUCUGCCUGUGGCUGUGGGUCUAGCUUCGUCCGGCGGAGGCCUAGGAACUGUCGUGGUAAACCUGGGACUCGGCGUACUGCUGGAGAGCUUCAGCUGGAGGGGGGCGCUUCGGAUUUGCUGUGGAGCCUUUGGCCUACUGCUGUUGGUAUCCGUGGUCGCUCUCUGGUGCGGUCUUCGUCGCCACGAGAAGACCGGAGAUUCCACCACCGACUAUCAAGAGCUGCGGAGCGGCAGCCAUGUCCGAGACUUCUUCCAGCCUUUCGGAGACUUUCAGUUCUUGCUGCUCAACGCCUCCUUGUUCCUCUAUUGCAUCGGCUACAUGGUGCCGUACACGCACCUGGUGUACUAUGCUGCAAACGAAAGGGGACUGGACAUUUCAGGCGAACUAACUUCACUGCUUGGCGGAGGCGGUGCAGCUGCUCGUUUGUGUUUCGGCCUUUUCUCUGCGUUUGUGAGGCCGGCAGCCACCAGACGACAGCAGUCACUAGGUGAGGGUGGCUAUGGAGAUCUUCCUGACCUAGGACACCUGUCACAAAAGGGUGUGGAAGCCAACCUCGACCAAGCUUCACAGAAGAUCUGCAAUCUGAGUCUGAGUUCAGUUCUUUCCAUGCCCUAA